UGGGAUAUUGAGGCUAAGACUUUUAGAGAAGGUGGGCCAGGGAGGGGAGAGAUCCUGAGACAGAGAAAAAAAAAUGAGAAGUGCAUGCAGAGAGAGAGAGAGAGAGAGAGAGAGAGAGAGAAGAGCACAAGAAGGGAGGGCUGCUUUAUAGCUGCUAAGACUGCAGACAGAAAUAGCAGGCAAACACUGUGAGCUGUAUCCAACUCAGAAGCCAAGACCAAAUUUUAUUCACUUUCAUUAAUCAGAUGAUCAGAAAGAAGGAAAUGAAAUCCGGUCCUGUCCUCUUCUGCAUCUUAAUGAUCGGAAAACAUUUCUCUCGAGGGCACGCGCUGGAGGAGGCCAAGUGUCCCCUGGGCUUCUUCCCCUGCGGGAACGUAUCUGCCUGCCUGCCCCAGCAGCUGCACUGCAAUGGCGCUGACGACUGCGGGAACCGGGUGGAUGAGGAGAACUGCGGGGACAACCAUGGAUGGUCUCUGCAACUUGACAAAUACUUUGCCACUUAUUACCAAAUGGCCUCCUCCCCAUAUCCCUUUGACACAGAACGAUCCGAAUGCCUGGUCAGCUCUGUGCCGGGGCACUGUUCAUGCCGAGGUCUAGCGCUCGACUGUGAUGAAGCCAGUUUACGAGCUGUCCCGUCAGUUUCUUCAAAUGUGACUGCAAUGUCGCUUCAGUGGAACUUCUUAAGAAAACUCCCUCCCAAUGCCUUCAAGAAGUACCAUGAUCUUCAGAAGUUGUACUUGCAAAACAACGAGAUCGUAUCUGUGUCCACCUACGCCUUCAGAGGACUGUACAACCUUAAUAAACUGUAUCUCAGUCAUAACAGAAUAGCCUUUCUGGAACCAGGUGUUUUUGAAGAUCUCCACAGACUCGAAUGGCUGAUAAUUGAAGAUAAUCACCUCAGUCGAAUUUCCCCACUCACAUUUUAUGGCCUAAAUUCUCUCAUUCUCUUGGUUCUGAUGAACAACAUCCUCACCCGUCUGCCGGAUGAGCCUCUCUGCCGGCACAUGCCAAGACUGCACUGGCUGGACUUUGAAGGCAACCAUAUCCACAACUUAAGAAAUAUGACUUUUAUUUCCUGCAGUAAUUUGACUGUUUUGGUACUGAGACAAAACAAAAUCAACAACUUAAAUGAAAAUACUUUUGCACAUCUCCAGAAACUAGAUGAACUGGAUUUAGGAAGUAAUAAGAUUGAAAAUCUUCCACCACACAUAUUUCAGGAUCUGAAGGAGCUGUCACAAUUAAAUAUCUCCUACAAUCCAAUCCAGAACAUUCAAGCAAAUCAAUUUGAUUAUCUUGUCAAGCUCAAGUCUCUCAGCCUAGAAGGAAUUGAAAUUUUGAAUAUCCAACAAAGGAUGUUUAACCCUCUUGUGAAUCUCUCUCACAUAUAUUUUAAGAAAUUCCAGUACUGUGGCUAUGCACCACAUGUUCGCAGCUGUAAACCCAACACUGAUGGGCUUUCUUCUCUUGAGAAUCUUCUGGCCAGCGUCAUUCAGAGAGUGUUUGUCUGGGUCGUAUCUGUGGUCACCUGCUUUGGAAACAUUUUUGUCAUCUGCAUGAGACCUUAUAUCAGGUCUGAGAACAAGCUGCAUGCCAUAUCAAUCAUUUCUCUCUGCUGUGCCGACUGCCUCAUGGGAGUGUACUUAUUUGUCAUCGGAGCCUUGGACCUCAAAUUCCGUGGAGAAUACAAUAAGCAUGCACAGCUGUGGGUGGAGAGUACGAAUUGUCAGCUCAUGGGCUCUUUGGCCAUUCUGUCCACAGAAGUGUCUGUUCUACUUUUGACAUUUCUAACUUUGGAAAAAUACAUCUGCAUUGUGUAUCCUUUUAGGUGUUUAAGACCUCAAAAAUGCAGAACAAUUAUAAUUCUGAUUCUCAUUUGGAUUGUUGGGUUUGUUGUAGCUUUUAUUCCACUGAGCAAUAAGGAAUUUUUCAAAAACUACUAUGGUACCAACGGAGUAUGUUUCCCCCUUCAUUCAGAAGAUACAGAAAGUACUGGAGCCCAGAUAUAUUCAGUGGCAAUUUUUCUUGGUGUUAACCUGGCAGCAUUUGUCAUCAUUGUAUUUUCCUAUGGAAGCAUGUUUUACAGUGUUCAUGGAAGCACUGGGACAGCAACUGAAAUACGGAAUCAGGUUAAAAAGGAGAUGAUCCUUGCCAAGCGGUUUUUCUUUAUUGUAUUUACCGAUGCACUAUGCUGGAUACCCAUUUUUGUACUAAAAUUUCUUUCACUGCUUCAGGUAGAAAUACCAGGUACAAUAACUUCUUGGGUAGUGAUUUUUAUUCUGCCUAUCAACAGUGCUUUGAACCCAAUUCUUUAUACUCUGACCACAAGACCGUUCAAAGAAACAAUCCACCAGUUUUGGUACAACUACAGACAAAGAAGGUCUAUUGACAGCAAAGGAAGUCAGAAAACAUACUCUCCAUCCUUCAUCUGGGUGGAGAUGUGGCCUCUCCAGGAGAUGCUGCCCGAGGCCAUGAAGCCAGCUGCUUUCACAGACCCCUGUGAAAUGUCACUGAUUUCUCAAUCCACUUGACUCAAUUCCUAUUCAUAGCUGACAAAAAGGCCCAUUUUGUCACAGAGUAUACUAUGGGGUACUCCACGUGGGAUGUCCGGACAUGAAACAAAUACCAUAAAAUUACUAAAUUAAUACAACCAUUAAUAAUGGCUAAGACAAAUUAGCUAACAGGGACAUAAAGAAAAAAGUGGUUAAAGCUU
Molecule: messenger RNA, 2710 nt
Organism: Fukomys damarensis (Damara mole-rat)
Lineage: Eukaryota; Metazoa; Chordata; Mammalia; Rodentia; Bathyergidae
Gene: Rxfp1
Product: relaxin family peptide receptor 1
Exons: 18
Coding region: 246-2528 (760 amino acids)
Biological process (GO): G protein-coupled receptor signaling pathway
Cellular component (GO): membrane
Molecular function (GO): protein binding; G protein-coupled receptor activity
Source: RefSeq, a predicted model, not a curated record